UUCACCAGCAUCAUCAUGAUGCUCAUCCUCAUCAUCUUCAUCAUCAUUCCCAAGCUGAUUGGUUAAUUAGUCUACCUCAGAAAAGUGUAAAUAACAAGAUAAUUGGCACAAAAGUUUAUCAUUGAAAGAACCGUUAGAUGUCAGUGUACAACGAAAUCUAAGUUUAGUUUAUCAUCUUCAUCAUCAUCAUUUCUCUGUCUAUUUAUCUUCAAUUUUCUCUUUCUUUCUCAUCCUCAUCAUCUUCAUCUUCAUCUCUAUUUUAUUUUUCUUUUCUGGUUCUUUUCUCUGGUUAAAGAUGAAGAUGAUCAUCAUCUCUGUUUUUACAUGAGAAUGAAAAACGUGAGUUCGAUAGUGAAUAUAAUUAUUACUUUUCCAACGAAAUAAUUGUUUUCCCAUUUUCUGUUUACUCUCUUGAAACAACAAUUAACAAAUCACCAGCAAUUAAACUGAAUUUCAACUUAAAUCCGAUAAAAAUAUCAAACAAUUACUUUUAAUUUGUUACAACAAUCAGAACGUAAUAUUAAUCAACUCCAAGUUUUAAUGAUGAAAAGAGAGAGAGAGAGAUUUGUUUUCCAUAGUUAAUUAUAUUCUUUAAAUUGUUACCAAUCAAUUGAUUUUUAAUCAGUAGUUUUUACCUAAUAAAAAGUUUGAUUUAAAUUGUUGUACGAACGAAACAUUUUUAAUUUUAAUUUUAAUUUAAUUGCGAAACAAUCAAAAUGUGACAACGAUAACGACGACGAUAAUUAUGAUUAUGAGAAGGAAACAUUUGUGUUUAUCUUUUAAUUGUGUGUUAAUUUUGUGAUAAUCAAAGCCAACGAAUUAAUUUUACGAGUAACAAUUAACGAAAAGUGUUAUUACAAUUAUUGUUAUUAUAAAUUGUUAUCGAAAAUCAAUCAAUAUUUAUAAUGUUACGAUUAAAUCCGAAACGAUAUUCGUGUAUUGAGAUUGACUCAUCAUCUCUGGAAUCACAAUUUGAAGCUGCCGGUUACUCGGAUAAUAUUGACCAUGAUCAAGAACCAGAUGAAACAGAGCGGGUUCAACGUAAAGUUUUCAUGAACUGGAUUAACUACCAUGUACCUAAUUGUAUAAAAAGUAAUCUAAUUGAGGAAUUAAGAGAUGGAACCAAAUUGUUAGCACUUUUAGAAGCGCUUACAGGUGAAAAAUUGCCUGGAGAAAGAGGUAAACGAUUAAGAAGACCCCAUUUUAUCAGCAAUGUUAAUAUUGUAUUACAAUUACUGGAGAGACGAAGGGUGAAACUUGUAAACAUACACGCAACCGACAUCGUCGAUGGUAAUCCUUGUAUUAUCCUUGGAUUAAUUUGGACGAUGAUAUUACAUUUUCAUAUCGAAGAGUAUGUUCGUUUGAACGCUUUAGAACAUCAGAGAGAUUCGAGUAACCAUCAUUCAUCUCAGCGACACAUUUCAUCUUCACCAGCACCACCGAAUACCGUUACAUCCCUUGAUUCUGCUCGAAGUAGCCUUAGAAGUACCUUAUUGGAUAAUAUUAACCGACGAUUUGGCCUUAAUUUAAGUGAUUUCGGUCGAUCUUGGAGAGAUGGUGAAGCCAUUUUAACCAUCAUAGAUUCAAUACUGCCACAAAUGAGAGCCCGUGAAAAGGGAAGAGCCGUUUUAACCAAUCGAGCCAGACUACAAUUGGCCUUUGAUCUGGCUGAACGUCAUCUGGGUAUAAUUAAACUAUUGGACGCUGAAGAUAUUGAUGUCGAUAGUCCGGAUGAACGAUCUAUAAUGACCUAUGUUUCCCAAUUCCUUCAGAGACAACAAGUUCCCGUCACCCAACCAGAGGUACUCAUGUCAUCAGUUAUGGUACAUCCGACUAAAAUACGAGCCGAUGAGGGUAACCCGAUAAGGAAAUGGAUCGCAAAUCUGGUUAAAACGGGUAUUAAUCAGUCCAAUUUGGCCUCAUUACAGAGGGAACAGGCUGAAUUAUCAAGUGAAUUUGAGCGUCUUCAAUCAACUCUCGAUUCUGAAACUCGACAAAAUUGGCAUCUCAUUGAAAACGAAUUAGCAAUCGCCAAGUCGAUAGUUGAUUGGAUUGGAAUCGCCGAGAAUAUGUUGGCCUCUUAUUCAGUUCCAACCUCAGGUGAACAAGUAGAAGAGCAGCUUAGAUGCCAUAAGCUUUUCUUUUCUUGUUUACCAAAACUGGAAGCCAAUUCUAACCUUUGGGAUUCGAUAGCAGCUCAUUUUAAACAGACAAUCAGGUUAGCUGAUGAAUGGUUACAAGCCAUGUUAGAAGCCUCCCGGCGGUGGGAACAGUAUCAUAUUGCAGCCGAUGAAUUGAAAGGCUGGUUGACAACCGCAGAAACAAAACUGGCUAACUCACACCAGCCGAAUCUCAAUCAGCAACAACAAACCGACUAUCUGAAUGACUUGAAAAAAUUUUUCUCCUCUCGAGCCGAAAACGAGAAAAUUUUGUACAACUUUGUGGCCUCAUGUAACGAUGUUCUGGCCACUUUACCCGAAUUUCACCAAUCUGGGCUUAAAGACACACUUCGAGGUUUGGAAAGUCGUUUCCAUGAGAUAACCAAUUUCAAAGCUCCGCAACAUUUGAUACGAUUUGAAUUUGAUCUGACGGAGGCCGAUUUUCUAUCACGAUUAACUAAUGACCCUGAAAACGAGGAACCUAUUUUAGAGCAAUUAAACUCAAUGGAAAAUCUUGGUACCGUUUAUUGGAAGAGAUUUAAUGAUAAAUCGAUUCUCGAUCGAGCAAUGUUCAACCGUCGAGAAUUUAUCAAAAGGAAAAAGAAACUCCGUCAAGAUAUCGCUUUCAUCCGUCAAGAGACAGUUGACCUCAUAGCAGUUGCCGAAUCUCAGCUUAAAUCGAUUACUCUGGACAGUCAGGUUGAAGUCUUACGACACAACGAAUACACCUUAUCCAAGAUUCGAGAACAGUUAAAUGUCCUAAGGUGUUUAACCAACGAAGCAAAUGUUGACCUGGAGAAAGAAUUGAAAAAUUUCGAAGAUCAACUUGAACGUUUAGCCGAACAGUUAAGAGCCAAAAAGAAGGAGAAAAUAAUCAACUGGCUGGAAAACGAAGCACCCGCUAAAUUAGAGUUAUUCCGAUCUGGAAGUGACCAUUCCCUUAAAGACGAGAUUAACAAAUAUCGAUCGAUCAUCUUGGAGGAAAAGGAACUAAGUGAUCGGGUCCAAUCGAUCGACAUUCAAUUGUCAUUGAUCGAUAUGGAAAAGUGUAAAGUCGCUUCAAUAGGUGAGGCCAAACAAAGAGUUCGAUCUUAUCAAUCGUUGAGAAACUUAUCCCCACAAUUGGAAAAGUAUCUUAAGUUUCUUGAAGAGGUCGUUCUGGUUGAAUGGGAAGCCGUUGAAUCGAUUAAAAAUGACCUUAAAUCCUGGUUAUCGGGGAGAAAAGAGUUCAACAGAAAUGAACUGAAAGAAAAGAAAGACGAAUGUGACAAAUUGUUGGAAAGGUUUGACAAGAAUCGACCGAUAAUUGAGAAAUUAGCCUCAGAUUCAGCACUUCGAACAUUACAAAAAGAUUUAUCCGAUAUGAUCUGUGAUUAUGAUCAAUUUUGGCGAGCGAUGGAACAAGAUGUAAACAAUUUACCGACAAUUAACUCAGAAAAUGUUAACCCUUCCGAUGGACCAGGAUCAUCGAGUAAAGUGUCAACAACUAUAACAAACACAACGAUCCAAUCGGUACCGGAAACGGGAACCAGUCGACAAGUUAAAAGUAUUAUUGAAGAGACUGUCCAAAGGUACGAGAAGACGGAAAAAUAUGAGAUAACCCGACGAGAGAAACGGGAAGAAAUUAUCGGCGGUGAUAUUGUCGGUUCGGCUUCGAGUGAUGUUACUCUUCAUGUUGAUUCAACUCGAGACGUGAUUGAAGUUAAAGAUGGUGGUAAACUUGAUGAUCAAAUAAAGCUAAUUAGUGGACAACAAUCAAACGAAAACAAUAAUGACAAUACAACUAAAUUAAGCCAAGAAUCAAAGGUAACAACAACAACAACAACCACAACAAUUAACAAGAAACAAAUAUCAGCUGAAGAUAAGAUUAAAAUUGAAUCAAUAGUUGAAUCUUUAAACCGUAUUGGCGAUUGGUGUAAGAUUAACAAUUUAACUCGAUUGCUACAAAAUGAGCUACUUAAUUGUGAUAGUAACAGUUUUAGUAAACUAUCAGCACUUAAAGAAUCAUGGACUAAUCAAGUUGAACAAUUAACUAAGAUUAAAAAUGAAUUAACGGAGAUUUCAGCUAAAUACAAAGACGUUGAUAAUGAUGGUGAUUGGUCAAAGUGUUUAAAUAAUGUAAAUAAAUUGGUUGAGAUGAUUUCGUCACAAUUAAUGGACAAUCGAUGCUACUUUGAUUUUGAUGGUGCUAAUAAAGUGCUUAAGGAAGCAUUAAAUUUCCGUGAUUGGUUAAAUCAGUGUAAAUUGUCAGUUGAGAAAAUUGAAGAGACGAUAAUUAAAUCAACGGAAAAAAGUGUCACCAUAUUGGAGACAAUGAGAAAUGAUCUUGAUAAACUAAUGGAUUUAAUUGGAACCAUUGAUUUACCUUCAAUUGAAAAGUAUGUCAAGAUUAUGGAUCAAGUUGAAGAGGAGAAAAUUAUUCUUACCAAAUUAACCAGCAAUUUGGAUCUUCUCAAAGAAAAGGUACUUGCUAAGGCCAAAUUAGAAGCCGAAGCGGAAAUUGCAGCAGCGGAAGCUGAGGCUAAAGCUCUUAAAGAAACAGCGGCCAGAGAAGUUGCCGAAAAAAUUGCCAAAGAAGCCGCUGAAUUGGCAGCCAAAGAAGCGGCGAUUGCCUCUGUUCAGGUCGAUAAAGUGGCCGAUAUCAAUGAGAUACCCAAAGAAGACGAGAUUAAAAUCGAUAAUCAUGAUGUUAAUCAGGAAUCAACCAUUCCAGUGGAGGAGAAAUUGAAUCAAGGUGAUCAACAGGAGACGGGAAAUGAAUCAAAUAUGCCUGAAGAGAGUGGACCAAAUGAAGAUGAGCUUGUAAAAGAGCUUGAAGAUGAGGAUGAGGAUCAAUUUGAAGAAGCCGCUGAAGAGAUGCCAGAGAAAGUGGAAGAUUGUGAAUCAACAAUCAAAGAAUCAGAUGAAGUUGUUGAGGAAGAACCGAUUGGAACAACUUCUAAUGAUUGGAAACAGUAUUACAAUCAAUUGGCAACUUGGCUACGUACCAAUGAUGAUAUUCUUGAUUCGUUGGCGGAAAAGCCCUUCACCAAUAUCGAAGCGAUCGGCGAGUGUAUAAACCAAAUAGAGACAAUGAGGGAAGAACGAGCAACCAAAUUGAAGCAGGGUAUUGAACUAAUUGCGAAUAUUCAACAAUAUUCAACGAAAAGUUCUGAUGAUACUAAUCAACAAGACGAUUUAAAGGUGAAAGCGCAAUCUGACCUCGAGGAAAUUGAGGAAAAACUGAACGAGCUUAAUGUUAAAGGGGAUCAGUUGAAGAGUAAACUUGAAGACAUAACUAAUCAACAUCGACAAAUGGUUGAUAAAUUGGAACAAUUAAAUUGUUGGAUGGAUGAAGUUGAUCGACAUGUAGCAGGUAACGAACUGAAAUCUGACCUGUUGGAGAAACGGGAGAAAUUGGAAUCAUUGGAACAGGAUAAGAAAUCACUUGAUUCAAAGGUUGAUGAAUUGAAAACUCUCAAGUCUCAAGUUGAACAGUUAAAUGGACUUCUUGACGAUGAAGUGACCAGUAUUCAUGAGAGACAUGAAACACUCAACGGAUCACUCGAGGAAUCGAUAACUAAAUGGGCUAAGUUCGUCAAUGAUCAUAGUGUCCUUGACGAUUUACAUCAAGUUUGCCGAGAGAUGAACGAGAAAACUUCACUACGAUUAAAGGAAAGUGAAGAAAUGGAAGAUCUUGAAGAUAAACAGUCCGAACUAAAUGAUCUAAUCAACAGUAAAGAAGCUAAAGUGGCCUUUGAAAAACUCGAUGAACAACUACAACGAGUUCUGUACCAGACUAGUAAUCCCGCUCGAACCAGCAUUUCAAAUCCAAUUCGUGAUACAAUCAGAGAGCGAAAUGAAACUCUGAACAAAUUGAAAAGUCUUCGAGCGAUAACAAAUGAGAAACUUGCGAUUCUUCAACAAUCACAAAUGGCCUUAAAACAAGCGACCAAAGCUCUUGACGAAAUUGAAUAUGCCAUCGUCGAGGCCUCUCUUUUUACCUGUUCAUUGUCGGAGAAAAAGUCUCAAUGGGACAAAGCGAAACAACUACUUCGAGAUUGUAAACUAAUCGAUAUCAGCUCAUUAUCUGAAAAGCCCGAUAUUGCCAAGGAAUAUGGUGCUCUUGUUGAACGACAUGAGGCCGCUUUGGGUAAACUCCAAGACCUUGUUGAAAGUAACGAAAAGGCCUACAAAGAUCAUCAAGCGUUCAAAGAAUCGUGUGACGAUGUAACCCAAUGGAUGAAGAAUCUCAAAGAUCGGGUUCCCUCUUUAUCGGCUGGUUGUCUUUCCGAUCGUCUCUCCUUGGAGACCACAAUUUCCACUUUGACUGAUCUCUUAAGCCGUCGACCAGCGGGCGAUGAGAAACUAGCCAACAUGAAAGAAUUGGGAUCUAUUGCAUUGGAAACAAGUUCAACCGAUGGUAAAAAGUUAAUCAAUCGAAACACCGAUAACCUGGAAAAAGAUUAUGACUCGUUGAUUGGUGAAAUCGAGAAAACAAUUGAACAUCUUCAAAUUCUCAUGAUCGAAUUGAAAAAGUUCAAAGAGGAAUACGAAGAUACCAAUGAAUGGUUGCAAUCGAUGGAAAGUGAAAUUAAACAAGAACGAACCAUUUGUCGAGGAGCGACCUUACAAGAGAAACAGGCCAAUGUUGCGAUCUGCAAUAAGCUCAUGGAGCAAUUGGAAAAAGGUCGAGAAGAGACGAUCGGUAAAUUGUGGAAAAAAGAUGUUCUAUUGAAUUCUCAUCUUGAAAAUUAUAUUCGAAAUCAAUUGAAACUUUUAGAAUCUCGAUAUCAAGUACUGACGAAUCUAUUUAAAGAUGUGGCCUCAAAGGUGAACGAGAUCGCUGAGAAUCAUGAGCUAUUCCAUAAUAAGUGUGUCCAAGCAACAGGGUGGAUUAAAACGGCCUCCGAUAAAUUGGAAUCCAUUGGUACCUAUGAGACUAAACGGGAAUCAAUUGAAGGUUCACUUAAAUCGUUAAGUGAACUGAUUAAACGAAAUCAAGAGGAAGGUCAAGUUUCCGUUCAUCAGGCAUUAAGUGCAGGAGAAAAGGCUUUAAGAUCAGCACCAAGUCAGGGUCGAGAUGUCAUCUCAUUAGAGAUUCAUGAAAUUCAAUCAAAAUGGGACAGAUAUUUGAAUAAAGUGAGUGAGACAAAGUCCGAUCUUGAAAUGGCCUUAAUUCAAUGUCAAGAGCAACAAUUAGCUCGUAAUAAAAUGAAACAAUGGUUAAAGGAGCAAGAGGCAAGAGCGGGUACACUUAAAGAGGGCAACACAACGGACGAUUAUGGUUCAUUGAAGGAAAGUUUAAAAUCCAAGAUGAGGAAAUUAAAUUCCCUCCUUCAGGAUCUCGAAUCACAUCCGGACAUUCAUUCUGUUACCAAAAGUUCACCUGAAUUACAAUCAAUGUACGAUCAAUUGGUUACAGAGGUUCGAGAAAAUAUCAACCAGUUCCAAACGAAACUUGAUCAAAUUGAAGAUUUUAAUAGUUAUUGUCAAGAAUUUAAGGAUUGGUUAGCGCGAUCGAAAGAGGACUUGGCCCGAUGUUCAUCAAGUAUCGAGAAUCGUGAGUCGAUCAACGAAAAAGUGACCUUAUUGAAACGAUUAACGGACGAUGAAGAGGGACCAGAGAAAUUACGAGCUGCGAUUCGAUGUGCUGAUCUUUGUAAGAAAAAUUUAAACAGUGAGAGAUGUGGACAAUUGGACGAGGAAAUAGCGGCAAUGAAUAGUGACCUAGUUCACAGGUCAACAAUUGGUUCGGUAAAAUCAAGUCUAGAUGUUGGUUUAGCGAAAUGGGUUGAAUACGAUUCACAGUUUACAAAAUGUUCAAAUUGGUUGGCUGUUAUUGAGCCAAUUUUAAAAGAGUUUACCGAACCUCAGAAAAAUUUACUAUCGAAAAGGUCAAAACUCGAGGAUUUUCAAUCGUCGCAUUUACAGUCAGUCUUUGAUUGGCAAACAGAGUUUCAUAUUCUCAAUGUAAAAGCUCAAUUGUUACUCGAAACUCAUGCCGACUCAAGUAUAUCUGCCGCUUUCACCCAGUUAUCCGCUCGUUAUAAUGACCUGGUGGCCUCGGCGAAAGAUGUACUCCAUGCUUUACAACAACGAUUCCAAGAGCACCAACAACAGCAAAGUAUAUUAACCGAAUGUAUCGAGUUUGUUGAUCGAACUCGUGAGAAACUUGAAGAUGUUCGUAAACAUUUAUCAUCGUCCAGCCUGGAAGAAUUGAAUACCAAUCUAACCAAGACUCGAACUCUCCUCGAUUCCCUCAAAGGCCAAGGAGAAACCAAAAUGUCUUAUCUACAAGAUUUAACCACGAAAGUUAUUGAACAUACUCAUGUUGAUGGAGUGGCCGAUGUGAAGGAGGACAUUGUCCAAUUAAAGGGCGACUUUGAUUCCCUUUUGUUGGAAACUCAAUCAACUCGAAGUUCAUUUGAAACCAAAAUUGACGAGAUCAAUUCAUUUGAGAAAAUUUGGAAUCAGGUUAUCGAAUGGUUCGAGAAUGAGAUUGAGGCCGCAAUGGGGAAACUCGAGAAAGAUGGAGAUAAACGGAUCCUUUUGAAUUUACUUCGACUCAUUGAGAAGGAUGUAAAUACCCACCAGGAAUUAAUCACAACCCUCACCGAGUAUAAAGAUAAAUUUCCAGAGGCAAACGAAUUCCUAACCAAUAGAUAUACGCCUCGAGUUCAAGUUCUAUCGGAGACCAUUAAUCGUCUAAUCGAAGAGAUUAAAACAGAUGAUAAGUUCAAAAUCGGAACCAAAGAGGCAACCGAUUGGAUUAAAAGUGUCCACAGUUUAUUUGAAAGUUACACCAUAAAACCGAGCGACAAGGAGAGUGUUUCCUCUCGACUGGCCGAAAUCGAGACCACUGCCGCUGACCCAAACCUUGAAAAGGUUCGAAAGCUAAUAACUUGGGCUGGUGAACUUGGUAAGGUUGAAGAUGAGAAAGAAUUUGAAAUGGAAGUAGAUUGGAUAACCAACACAAUCGAUGAAUGGAGAGAUAAAUGUUCUCAGUGUCUAGAGAAUUGGAUCAACUAUGAGAAACUUUUCACCGCUCUAACUCUUUGGUGUAAAAUGAAAAAUGAGCAAAUUUCCACUUCCGCUUCUACAUCUACUUCCGACUCCUCUCUCGAAUCAACUGAAAGUCUUUUAAAUGAAAUUCUGGACAAAAAGUCAGACUUUGAUCAACUUAAUUGUCUAAUGGACUUACUAACACCCUCAGCGAAUACAUCAAAUUUAAAGGAAGAUUUUAUCAAUUUGACCUCAAUGUACAGUUCACUGGUCUCAUUGGUUCGUAAAAAAGUGGACAAACUCCGAAGUGUCCAAGAAACUAGGAAUAAAUUUGAUUCGAUUAAAGCACAAUUAGAUGAUUGGAUGAAUGAAACUCGAUUAACAAUUGAUCGACCUUUUGAAAACCCGGUUGAUCGGCUUGAUCAUUUAAAAGAAACCCAGGAAACGGCCAUUGCUAAUGGCUCGAGUUUAAUCUCAAUGGCCACUGAAUUGGCCGCUAGACUCUCAUCGGAAGAUGAUCAACUUGGAUCACAAUCAAAGGCCAAUCUUGAAGAGCUAAAGUCACAAUUUGAUUCAUUGACUAACCAAUUGAAUGGAGAGGUGAAAAAAUUAACCGCUCAACUUGAUCGUUACGAGGAGUAUAAUGUUUUAUUGGACAGUUAUGAACAAUGGCUGACUGAUAAUCCGGAAGUAUUUGAAAAAGGUCACUCAUGUAAGGGCGAUCUGUUUGAAUUAAAAGCAUUGGGUGAUAAAUUGAAAACACUUACGGGUACAAUUGACCGAAAUCAUACAAAUUUAACCAAAUUGAAUGAUGAGAUUGGUGCCGAUACAAGAUUAGGUCCACGAAUUAAUGGUUUAUUGGAUAAAUAUUCAACUGCAUCCGCCAAUGUGACCUCAUUAUCGUCCAUUAUUGACCAUGAUACGAGUCGACUUCAAGCUUAUCAUCAAUUGUUACAGUCGAUCGAGAAAUGGUUACUUCAACAAUCAUACACUCUGAUGGCUCAUCUUUCCCUUUCCAUCGGUACUUUAGCCCAGUGUCGUGUUGAAUUAGCCAAACAUCGGAAAAUAUUGCACGAAAUCGAAACUUAUAGUGGCCUGGAAGAGUUGAAAACAUUGGGAGAAGAAGUUGUCACAUCUUGUGGCUACGAAAGAGAAAAAAUGACCUCCCAGUACAAUAAUAUUAAAGAAACAUUCGAAGCACUGGUUGGUCAAGGUAAAAGAAUCGAAGCUCAAUUGGCCUAUGCUUUGGAGAAAUUCGAAAUCUAUGAUCAAACGUUAGAAAGAUGCGAAGGAAUUUUAAAUGAGAUGAUGGGUAAAGACAUUCGAAUGGAGUUUCCACCUUUACAAGAGGCAGUCGAGGAAUUAGAGAGAGCAAAAAGUGUCCAUGAUAAAUUGUUCGAGGCAAAAUCGGAACUACAAGCGGCAAUCGCUGGUUGUUCAGAGGCAACAGCCGCCGUUUCAAGGCCUCCGUCACCAGAAAUACCCAUUAAUCAAGGUCUCAUGAUUCCCGAACGUGAGGUUGAAAUUAAAUGUCGACUCGAAGAUUCACUUGACCAUGUUAAACAACAGAUCACAUCGAUUCAAGAGCUAAUUGACCAGUGGAAGGACAGUGAACAUAAGAUGAGUCACUAUUUUAUCGUGGACAUUGUCCGUCUCUUCCGGCGGAUGCAUCGACCAUCUUGAAAAGCAAAACAAUCAAAUAACCUUCACAAUUAAAACUAAUCACAUCACAAAUCCAGACAAAAAAUUAAAAAAAAACGAUAAUCAUAAGCAAAAGAAACGACAAAAAAAAUCAAUCUCAUCUUAAAUAAUCAACUUGAUUUAAACUGAAUUAAAAUAAAUACAAUCCAAUUUAUCAUCUUGUUGGCAAUAAAAUUGAAA
This is a messenger RNA of Panonychus citri (citrus red mite), 11024 nucleotides long. Its product is annotated as muscle-specific protein 300 kDa-like. Gene Ontology annotation, biological process: nuclear migration. Lineage: Eukaryota; Metazoa; Arthropoda; Arachnida; Trombidiformes; Tetranychidae. The record is from RefSeq and is a predicted model, not a curated record. Gene Ontology annotation, cellular component: meiotic nuclear membrane microtubule tethering complex; nuclear outer membrane; cytoplasm. Gene Ontology annotation, molecular function: actin filament binding.